AUGGAUAUAGAAUUUCAAUAAUCUCCUGUCUUAAAUAAUGGAGAAGAGAAAAAAAAAAAUAAUUAUGUUCAUAUUCCUGUUUAUGAUGUGAAACCAACUUAGAAUUACCCAAAUUCUGCUUAAUAAGUAGAAUCAGAAGAAUAACUAGUUUAAAUUGAUGAACGAUGGUAUGCUAAGAAUGAAAACUAUAAACCAUUAUCAGCAGAUCAAAGACCUGGUUUUAUUAGAAAAGUAUUUAUUCAUAUAAUAUUUAACAAGGUUUAUAGUAUAAUGAUAUUACAAUUAAUAUUAACAGUUGUAGCUUGCUGCUUCUCUUAUUUCUAUAUUCCUUUUAGAGAUUUCUAAAAUGAACAUUCAGGUUGGGUUUAUUUAGCAAUUGCAAUAGCAAUCAUUAUUGAAAUGAUUUUAUUAUGGAUACCAAAAUAUUCCUGGAGAGUACCUCAUAAUUAUAUAUUUCUCUUUGUUUUUACAGUUGCUGAAAGUUACAUUAUAUCUCAACUUUGUAGUUAUGUUUUCAACAAAUAUAGUGAUGAAGGAGGUAUACUGAAUUCUUAAUUAGGAUUUAUCGUUUUAAUGGCUGCUGCCCUUACUUUAGCUGCUGUAAUUGGACUCACUCUUUAUGCAUGCAAAACCAAAAAGGAUUUCACAACUAAAGGUAUUAUAUUAUCUAAGAAUAUUUAAGGUGCAUUUUUAUUUAUGGCAAGUACUUCUCUAUUUCUUUUUGCAAUAUUAUCAGGAGUAUAUUAUGAUUAAGCUAUGAGUUUACUAUAUUCAUUGAUUUCUAGUUUACUAUUUGGAGUCUAUUUAAUAUAUGAUACUCAAUUAAUUAUUGGAGGAAGUGUAAUUAUUUAAUUUCAUGUAGACUCACAAAUUAUCAAUAGAUGAUUAUAUUAUUGGUGCUAUGUUCAUAUAUAUAGAUAUUGUAUAUCUAUUUGCUCAUAUUGUUUUAAUUAUUGUAGCAUGUUUCAGAUGA
Paramecium primaurelia is the source of this 973-nucleotide messenger RNA. The record is from the annotation of a GenBank genome assembly. NCBI's taxonomy places the organism in Eukaryota, Ciliophora, Oligohymenophorea, Peniculida, Parameciidae.